Messenger RNA from Ophidiomyces ophidiicola, 1083 nucleotides. RefSeq lists its product as uncharacterized. NCBI's taxonomy places the organism in Eukaryota, Fungi, Ascomycota, Eurotiomycetes, Onygenales, Onygenaceae. Gene Ontology annotation, molecular function: oxidoreductase activity. The record is from RefSeq and is a predicted model, not a curated record. The coding region runs from base 1 to 1083 and encodes 360 amino acids. The transcript has 3 exons.
AUGGCGGAUGUGAUGAGAGCAGUCGACGUGAAGGGAGGUAAAGGCAAUGCAUCUGCGUUGUUCAUCAAUCCCAACAUCCCCAAACCUAAACCCUCGGCAAACCAGUGCCUCGUUCGGGUGAAAGCCUUUGGCCUGAACAGAGCUGACACACUCCAGCGCGCGGGUGCCUAUCCUCCUCCCCCUGGCGUGACUAGCAUCCUGGGCCUGGAAUUCAGCGGCAUUGUCGAGGAGGCUGGUGCCGGCAAGGAGACAGCAGACGAUAUUCCCAAGUGGGCGGCCCAAGAUGAGGUGUUUGGACUCUUAUAUGGUGGCGGGUAUGCAGAGUACGUGGUGGUCGAUAAGAGAAUGCUGAUCAAAAAACCGCAAGAUUGGAGCUGGGGGUACGCUGCAGGGCUCUGCGAGGUGUGGUUUACGGCCCUUCAAGCACUUCAUAUUGUUGGUGGCUAUGACCCCUACCGUACGCGCUCCAUUCUUUGGCAUGCAGGCGCCUCUUCUGUGUCGAUUGCGGGAAUCCAACUGUCGAAAAUGGCGCAUCUUAACCCGACAUUUCGUCAAGAAUCAACGACCGGAAACCCGCCUUCUCCUCCCAAGGUAUUCGCAACAUCGCGUUCAGAUGCCAAAUGCGCCUUUUGCAUUGAGCAAUUGCACUGUGAUUUCGCAGAAAAUACCAAUAACUCCGAAUGGGUCGAUGAGCUGAAGAGGCAGAAUGGCGGAAAUGGCAUAGAUCUAGUUAUUGAUUUCGUAGGUGCCUCGUACUUUCAAUCGAACCUUGAUCUAUUGGCACAGGAUGGCCGCGUUGUUAUCCUUGGCUUGAUGGGUGGCUCGGUUCUUCCCGAAAAGGUCAACAUUGCGCCUCUGCUGAGGAAACGAGCCAGGGUAGAAGGGAGCACUCUUCGUUCGCGAGACCUGGAGUAUCAAGCCAAAAUCAGAGAGCUGUUUGAGAAAGAGGUCAUUCCAGGGCUUGCAGGCGGAACACUUGAGCAUUACACUGAGAAAGUUUUUUCUUGGACGGAUAUCUGUCUUGCACAUGAGAUGAUAGAAAAAAACGAAACAAAAGGUAAAAUAGUAUGCGUGGUUGAUUAG